This is a messenger RNA of Paramuricea clavata, 5480 nucleotides long. The record is from the annotation of a GenBank genome assembly. NCBI's taxonomy places the organism in Eukaryota, Metazoa, Cnidaria, Anthozoa, Malacalcyonacea, Plexauridae.
AUGAGAUUAUUUGAAAGGGUAGUUUAUAAACAGGAGAUUGCGUCUGCAUUCAAAUCCGUGAUCGGACGAGAUCAAUUUGCUUAUAAAGAGGGAACAAAUACCACCGAUGCUCUGAUUAUGUGUUUGCAUCAUUGGCUCAAGCGGCUGGAUGAAGGUGCAGACUCUGUUAUGGUAAUAUCAUUUGACUAUAAGAAAGCGUUUGACUCGGUAUCUCAUAACAUUUGUGAAAAAUUGAAAACACUCGAAAUUAACGCGUAUACUAUAAACUGGAUUAUUAGUUUUCUGGCCAACAGAAAACAAAGAGUUGUUGUUGAUGGCAUAGAAACUGUUUAUGUUGAUAUUAACAAAGGCGUACCGCAGGGUACGGUUUUGGGUCCCUUUCUAUUUUUGUUGAUGGUUAAUGAUAUAAAACCCAUGGAUGCGCAAAACAACCUAUUGGUUAAAUUUGCUGAUGAUAUAACGACAAUUGCUCCAGUAAAAUCAGGAUCGGAUUCUGCUGAGGCUGAGGUGGAAAGCAUUCAGAAUUGGUCGGAAGCAAAUCAAAUGACAUUAAAUCUUUCUAAGAGAGCUUGUCUGUAAAAAUCGCAAUAAAUCGCCAUUUUCUGGCACAUGUGAAAAACUGAAAGUUCUUCAAUUUCCUUCGAUUUUAUAUAUAUUGUAGACCUAUCCAAGCCCACACAUUUACUGAAGUUUCAGCCAUGAAACACAAAAUGAAGAAAAGUUAGAGUACUUCAAAAAUCGAACCACAAAUGACGAGAAAUGUCCACGAAAUAUCGCUAUAUAAAGCAGUCAACAUCAUGUGCUGUGCUGAGCGCGCAUUAUAAGUUUUGGUCUGCUGCUACAAUAUAUCUAUGUUUUUAGAAUAUAUGAACUUUCUCGUGAUAUCUUUUCUCCAUAAAUCAAAAUGUUAUUGACUUGGUUAUUUUAGAUCAAAGAUGGUUGAAAUUUCCGGGUUCUCCAAACUAGCCAAAGUACGUCUUGGGAAUCGCCUAUUUAAACAUAGUCCUACUUUCUAUAUAAAUGUACAUAUGCAUAAUUUGUUAGGGCUAGGAUGUAGUCAUUCGACGACGAUUUCAGAUGUUUGGGAUUCUUUUGUGUCUUGGCGAAAUUUGAUCUUAAACAUGUACAAUAUUAGCGUAAUUGAGUGCUUGGAUUCUAUAUCUUACGCUUGUUCUAUUCAAAAAGUUAACAUGCUUCACUGUAAAUGACACUGGUAACACACAGUUUACUUCUUAAUGAUUUUCUUUGCAUUCAAGUUACUUUGUCUACAGUAUAUGUGUAUAUACAUUAAUACAUACUGCACGCACGUACGCUCGGUACGCACGCACGACCAAGAACAUUUUAACUUUUUCAAACGUAAAAAACAUAGCCGCAACCCCAAGCAUGGCUUUAAAUUGCGAUGCCCGUCCAAGUUUGACACCUGCUUUGUAUUCUGCCUGUGAGUUUGUACGUUUAUGCGGAAUCAUAAGCAUAUUUUCUUCAUGUGACCUCUAAGGUAAUAAUUAUAUUUAUCGCUGCUGACGCUGCAUAUUUAAUUGUUUACAUUUUCUAUCUAUACAUUCAUGUACGACUUGCAGUUUAUUACACAUACUUUGAAAUAACUUUUCCUACGUAUCGAUUCCGACAAACUCGACAACAUAACAAAUUUCCAAUUCUCCGACGAGUCUCAACAAUGGGGGGGGGGCUUAAAAUCCGGCUUCAGGACAAAACUAGAGGACUAGGGCACUAGAGACACUAGGGCACCACAUUAUAGAACUGUGUCUGGUUACAUGUAAUACUUCCCGCGCAGUGUUAUAUAUAGUACGUGCACAAUAGCACGUGCAGUCUCGCGACUGCCUAUUUUGAUGUCUGUACUAAAUGAUUCAAUUCAGUUUCAAGUGAUUUCUGCAAUACCUGUAACGAGCUGUCCCUUACUGUCGACAAAAUAUGAACUUAGUUCAAAUCUGAUGGUAGAGCAGAAACAAUUCUUCCCAUUACUAUUUUUGUCGGUGGAAGUUAGAUUACAUUUGGUGAUUUGGAAAACACUUACACCAAGGUUAAAUAUUUCCGUGUAAUUUAAUUAAAUUAAAACUUCGAGAUAAAACUAAGGAAAUACGAAAAUUACAAUGGACUUACCUUUAUGCUUCAAGAACUGUAACAAACCAAUGUAACAUAAUCAGAGAGUUUCAGUAGCAAUAUUAAACUACAGUGACAAUUGUCUCGCUGCGUGCGUUUAUUUACAACUUUGUUGAGAAAGUUACUUCCGGUUUUAUAACAGCGUAGGUUACAAAUGUCACAAAUCAAUUAUUAUUUAUCUUGUAGUAAACAAUCUUGGAACUACUUUUUCUUUACGUACUAGACCACGAGAUAAUUUGUCGCAGGCACUCUAGAAAAGAUCACGCUUACCAUCUUGUAUUCUUUUUCAGCUGAUUUUCCAUUCAACGACAAAGUUUUUAUUUAUAUUUGUAUUUGCAUAUCUGCAGGAUUGUGUUUUUCAUGAUGUAAAUUUGAGUUAAUUUAAAAAUACAUGAGCGAUAUUUAAGAAGUGAAGCGUUUGUUCUCAGUGACGACCACAGUAAACACAGAAUCAUGUUGAAAUAAAAUUUAAGAAAUAAUAUUCACAGUGUCACGCUCCAGUUAAUACGAACCACCCAAUGGGCAAUGGACCAUUUGCAUUAUAGACUAAAUUUUGAUCUAGACAAAAAUUUCACCACAGCUUGAAAGAGCAUCACGAAAUUAGUACUAUUCCAAAGUGUCGUUGCAAAAUGUUGUAAAAUGAGGAUAAUAUAGCCAUGGGAAGUUUGCCGUUUUUCAGUCAUUUUGUAUUACGCACGGGAAAUUGACAGUCCAAAUCGGGUGUUGGGGCAUCAAUUUCCCGUUUUGUAAUCUAAAAUGACAGAAAAUUACAAACUUCGCAAAGCUAUAUUAUCCGCAAUUUACAACAUUUCGCAACGAAACUUUGGAAUAUUACUAAUUUUGUGAUGCUCUUUCAAGCUGUGAUGAAUUUUUUUUCUAGAUCAAAAUUUAGUCUAUAAUGCAAAUGGUCCAUUCCAGCUAUAAUAGAUCAUAUAGACUAAAUUUUGAUCUAGGCAAGAAGAACAAAAUCCAUCUUGAAAGAGCAUGUUAAAAUUAGUAAAAUUGCAAAGUUUGGCCAUGCACGAAAUGUUGUAAAGUGAGGGAAAUAAUAGCCCUACGAAAUUUGCAAAUUUUGUAUACUACAUUUGGGCCGAAAGUGGUGCAAAUUCCCGUGCGUACUGACAAAUUAAUACAAAAUUUGCAAAUUUCGCAGGGCUAUAUUUUCCUCAUUUUAAUUACAACAUUUUGCAACGAAACUUUGUAAUUUUACUAAUUUUAACAUACUCUUUCUAGCUGUACUGAUGGAUUUUUCUUGCCCAAAUCAAAAUUUAGUCUAUAGCUGGAAUUGCCCAUUACGCUAAUAUUGUACAUGUUUAACUGCAAAUUUCGCCAAGACACAAAAGAAUCCCAAACAUCUGAAAUCGUCGUCGAAUGACUAAAUCCUAGCCCUAACAAAUUAUGCAUAUGUCAACCAUCUUUGAUCUAAAAUAACCAAGUCAAUAAGUUUCGAUUUAUGGAGAAAAGAUAUCACGAGAAAGUUCCAUAUAUUCUAAAAACAUAUAUUGUAACAGCAGACCAAAACUUAUAAUGCGCGCUCAGCACAGCACAUGAUGUUUACUGCUUUAUGUAGCGAAAUUUCCUGGCAUUUCGUGUCAUUUUUGGUUCGAUUUUUGAAGUACUUUAACUUUUCUUCAUUUUUUGUUUCAUGGCUGAAACUUCAGUAAAUGUGUGGGGUUGGAUAGGCCUACUCUAUAGAUAGAUAUAUAUAUAUAAAAAAUCGAGGGAAAUUGAAGAACUUUCAGUUUUUCAUAUCUGCCACACAUUUUGUGAUUCUUACAGGCAAGCUCUCUUAAAACAUCAAUGCAUACUACGUCUUGGUAUAAAUAUACUGUAGGUAACAAAUAUAACAACAAAGUGUAAAUUGGGAGAGGGGGAACUUUAUCUGCGUCAUUCAAACAGUAAGUUUUCUGAACGACAGAUAAAGUCCGCCCCCCCCCAAUUGAAACUUUGUUGCUAUAUUUGUUACCUACACGAGUGUCUUACUCAAAUCCAAUGCACAAACUAUAUCAUUCGAAUUCCAACGUAGUUGAUUGUGAUUUUCCAUUUCAGAAGCUCGCUUCGUGAUAGAAAACGUUCAUGAAUUAACUUUAAUAUACAAACGUUAACUUUAAUACUAAAAAAUACAUGCAUGCAACAACCCCUCGCCUUUCUUAACAGAUGAAGUAUAAAAACUCCACAUAAAGUAUAAAGACCAUUACAAACAAACACAAAUACACAACUGAUGCGCUAGCUUUAUAAUGAACGAUAACAUUCACUGCAACUUCAUGCAUACCAGCUUGCAUUAAAGUGAAUUAUCGAGUUAAGAACGGCUUAAAAAUUUCGCAGAUAUGAAUAAAACCGACAACACAAAGCAAGUACGGCAUGGAAUUUUACUACUGCAUGAAAUGUUUACACUUACCACACCAGCACAACAACGAUUAAAUUAUCAAAGAUAUCAACAUCAAAACAUCAAAACAAUUAUUAUACAAAAUUUGUUUCACGGUUGAACAGCGACUAAUUCAUGAAACUGCAGGCUUAUUUCCAAAUCAGGAAAAAACCGUGUUGUACUAUUGUAAACUUUUUAACGAAAUUUAAAACAAAAAAUUGCUGUAAAACAGCAAAAUAAUAGUUACCUAGACAGAGCUUGUACUCGCGCAUGCACAUAACGUCGAAAACCGUCCAUGACAUAAACAAAAUGGAGGACAACUUUGCACUCCGCUAUGUUUUCACAUACCCGGGUAUAAUUAGCCGUGCGGAAUUAAUAUUCUCGCACGGCGCUUCGCGCCACCGGCUCCGGGAUAAACCAGCUGCAAUCUUUAACAUGCAUAAGCAUAUUAUCUCGACGUCAAUUAAAUAGUGAAAUACUGUCUCGUUUUGUUUUUUGAUAUUAAUGAAGGUAUUUGUUUAAUAUUGAUAGGUUUUCCUUGAUCCUGUCUACUGACAACUUUUUUAAUUUGAGACAAGUCGAUCAACCAAGCAUCAUGAAUGUUCAAUUUUUCCUUGCAUUGGUUAUUGUAAUGGGAUUCGUAGCCGGUCUCGAAGCGACGUGCUGCAAGAGAAAACCAGAUGUCGGUUGCUGUGGAAAUGGCCCAUGCAAUAUAUUCUGCUGUAAUUGUGAUGGUGGAUGCAACGAAAUAUGCGAGAAAACUCAUUGUGACACAGGAGACUGGACUAAAUGUGCGGGUGUUUUGGCAGCAUGUGCCACUGCCUGCGUUGAUCCUGCAGAUCCGGCGUGUGUUGCCUGCGUCGGCCCGUUGUAUAACACAUGUAAGAAAUGUUUUUCAUCAGAUGUCGAUCCCAACAAAGCUCUAGCUGAUGCCAAAUAUAUGUUAAAUGCUUAUUACAAGCAGAAUAUUCGCAAGCAUAUCAACUUAUAUCGGAAGUAA